GUCGUAGACUGAACCAACCGGUCCUAACCGGACCAGGAAACCGGAGGAGAGAGAGAUCCCGACAGGUUCUGACAGUGCUGGUAGAAGAGAUCCAGAACUCCUGAGAGGUCUCUUGACAGGACAUGAUGGUCUUUAGAUUCACCACAAAGGUGCACUGACACCCCCACUCCUCUCAUGCUCUAUCAAACAUCAGCAACUAAAAGUAUGUCCUCCUACACUCACCAAGUGGAUGUGAGCACGGCAGCCCUUCCCUCGCAGGUUCCCCCCACCACCACAGCCCUCCUCCCCAUGGACCUGCGCGUUGUGGACCAUCCUCACCCCCACCACCACCAGCAGCCGCCCUUUGGCCUGGUGUCCCAGCCCCACCCCACACCGACCCCCUCCACAGCUUGUCCUGCAUCUUCCGAGUCGGGCAGUGGACCGGUCAUCGGCCACCAGGAGACACAUCUGCAGCAGGAGCUGGUGGCCCUCAAACACAAGCAGCAGCUCCAGAGGCAGCUUCUGAUUGCGGAGUUUCAGAGGCAGCAUGAGCAGCUGUCGCGACAGCAUGAAGUCCAGCUGCAGGAGCACAUUAAGCAUCAACAGGAUCUACUGGCUCUUAAGCACCAACAAGAGCUGCUGGAGCAUCACAGGAAGAUGGAGCAACAGCGUCAUGAGCAACAGCUGGAGAAGCAGCAGCGGGAGCAGAAACUUCAGCAGCUGAAGAACAAGGAGAGGGGACAAGAGAGCGCCGUGGCCAGCACUGAGGUAAAGAUGCGACUGCAGGAGUUUGUCCUGAACAAGAAGAAAGCCCUGGCUCAGCGAAACCUAAACCACUGCCUGCUUAGCACGCCCCGCUACUGGUAUGGGAAAACGCAGCACAGCUCUUUAGACCAGAGCUCACCCCCUCAGACGGCACUAUCAGCAUACAACCAUCCAGUUCUGGGUGCAUAUGACUCUAAAGACGACUUCCCACUACGAAAAACUGCGUCCGAACCCAACCUGAAGCUUCGCUCCCGGCUAAAACAGAAGGUGACGGAGCGCCGGAGCAGCCCACUUCUCCGCAGGAAGGACGGACCCAUCAGCACUGCCAAGAAGCGACCCCUGGAUGUAGCUGACUCUGCAUGCAGCAGUGCACCAGGCUCAGGUCCCAGUUCUCCCAACAACAGCUCCAGCCACAUCCCCAGUGAGAAUGGGAUCCCCAACUCCAGCAGCCCAGGAGAGGUCGCCCUCCUUCAGAGGUUGGCUAUGCGGGACGGUUCGGUUAGCCAGCUGUCACUCUACACGUCUCCUUCUCUGCCCAACAUCACCCUGGGACUGCCAGCCACUGGUCCUGCCGGCGCUGUGGUAUCGGGACACCAAGAUGGCGAGAGUCCUCUGGCGCUGCCUGCGUUACAGCAGGGCAUUCCAGUGACCCCUGCUUUUCUUCCUACUUCCCACCUGCCUUCAUACUUGGCACCUUCAGCACUGGACAGGGAGGGCCUGGAGGGGGGCACAGCUGGUCACAACGCCCUCCUUCAGCACAUGGUACUACUGGAGCAGAGCCACGGUCCAGUGGUGGGUCUGGGUGGCUUACCCAUGACGUCACCAACUGUCUCCAAGCUGGUUCGAGGCCACCGCCCCCUGGGAAGAACCCAGUCGGCUCCUCUGCCCCAGCAGCCGUGUGGGCAGACCCAGGCCCUGCAGCAGCUGGUGGUCCAGCAGCAACAGCAGUUCCUGGAAAAGCACAAACUAUUCCAGCAGCAGCACAUCAUCAACAAGGUAGCUGCGUACGAGCGUGGCACAGCGGUUUGUACACAUUGUGCAGAUCUGGGUUCAACAGGGAUUGAUGAAUCAGCCUUCACUCAUCAGCGAGUCUCAGCCAGUCAUGUGUCCCUGCUUCCUCUUGUCACCCUGGCAACCAGGCUCGAAAGGAAGCUGGGCCAUAUAAGCUCACACAGGAAAUAUGACUCACUGCUAAGUGGCGACAUUCGCCCUUUUGUGUUGGCGUUCUUCCCGUUUGCAGCACAAGCGCUGGCGGGAGUGAAGGGUAAUGGUUGUGUAGCCCUUCUUAGCUCAGGACUUACUGGAGUGGGCUCGGGUUCUAACAACUUGUUCUAUAUCCUUGAAUUACCUCUCAGGGCAGCAGUAGCUCCACAGCUAGAGCGGUUGUCCAGACUUAUACAAGACUUGUGUCUGCAGGUGGACAGCGACACGAUUUGGAACGAGGUCCAUUCGUCCGCUGCUGCUCGUCUGGCUGUCGGCUCUGUGGUGGAGCUCGUUUUCAAAGUAGCAUCGGGAGAGCUGAAGAAUGGCUUCGCUGUAGUUCGCCCACCUGGACACCACGCUGAGGAGAGCACACCCAUGGGCUUCUGUUAUUUCAAUUCUGUCGCCGUAGCAGCCAAGCUCCUGCAGCAGAGGCUGAACGUCAGUAAGAUCCUCAUCGUGGACUGGGAUGUCCAUCAUGGUAAUGGCACCCAGCAGGCCUUCUACGCCGACCCGAGUGUCCUCUACUUGUCCCUGCAUCGCUACGACGACGGGAACUUCUUCCCAGGCAGCGGGGCACCUGACGAGGUGGGCAGUGGUGCAGGUGAGGGCUUCAGCGUGAACAUAGCGUUCACCGGAGGCCUGGAACCGCCCAUGGGGGACGCGGAGUAUCUCGCUGCAUUCAGGACGUUGGUCAUGCCCAUCGCCAAUGAGUUUGCCCCAGAUAUGGUUCUGGUGUCGUCUGGCUUUGACGCGGUGGACGGACACGCCCCGCCCCUGGGAGGAUACAAACUGACAGCCAAAUGCUUUGGCUACCUGACCAGGCAGCUGAUGGCGCUGGCGGGCGGUCGCUUGGUGCUCGCCCUGGAGGGGGGUCACGACCUCACGGCCAUAUGUGACGCCUCUGAAGCCUGCAUCUCUGCUCUGCUCGGCAAUGAGUUGGACCCUAUUUCAUAUGAGGUGCUUCAACAGAGACCAAACGCCAACGCUGUUCACUCGAUGGAGAAAGUCGUCGAAAUUCACGGUAAAUACUGGCGUUCACUUCAACGCUCCGCCUCCACACUUGGCUGUUCGUUGAGCGAAGCGCUGCAGCGGGACACCGAGGAGGCCGAGACCGUCUCCGCUAUGGCUUCGCUGUCCGUCGCUAACAAACACAAAAGAAGUGAAGAGGAACCAAUGGAAGAAGAGGCUUUGAUUUAAGAACGUCCGACUCAAACAUAACCAUGUUUCCGUUUGAAGAGUCGUCCUCAUCCAGUCGGUAGAUUCUUCUCUCACGUUCUCAUGGAGAAGGUGUAUCGUCACGAUGACGGCACCAAGAGCAGAUAUCUAAAGACGUGCAGCAGUAGUGCACGGGACAGUUAGCAUGCACGUGUUGCACUAGAUGUUGGACAGAAGGUGGAGCAGUUAUGGCAUUAGUGCUUUUAAAGAGUGGAGAACAACACUAGACGUGUACGUUUCCACUCGUCUCUGGUUUUCUGUCUUUUAUCUGGUUCCUGUCGAAGCCACCAGAGCUGUUGUAACCACGACUCUCUACUAAAGAUGGAGUCCUGCUUGUCGAAGACGUCUGACUGAAACAAAGUUGUUGACUUUUCUGAAUUUUCCUGAGAUGAAGUUGAGGAAGGUCAGCAGAUAAUAUUUUCUUAUUUUGGUUUUGUUCUGCCGGUAACAGACUGAGCAUUUGUGCCUUUUUUGUAAUUUAGUGGUUCCACUGCCUUAAAGAUGGAUUUUCUCUUGACUCUCUCAAACAUUUUUAUCCUAACGAGACGUCGGCUGCAUGCAUGUUUUCGGCACAUAAACUUGGAGGACUUUGUUUUUUCUGCAGCCAGCCGACUCCGUCUCCCUCCAUCUUCAUAAUGUUUUUCUAUUUUCUUCUGACAAGGUAGACCACAGCUCCAAAGAGCCCAGACGUCUGCACACUUGAGCGUGGACCUGUCUGUGACAGUUUCUACAGGAGAAAUCGUGUCACUUCUUAAAAGUUAUCGAGGGAUGUAAUUAUUCUCAUCUGGGCAAAUUUGUUCAAGCAGCCUUCUUGCUUUUACACCUGGGAUUUUCCACCAGGGGUGUUCCGAGGCCACGGCAGCUGGUUUAACAUCUUCAAGCCGCUGCUGAGCACAUCUGUUCCCCAAAUGUCAGGUGCAGGUGUGGGUAUUUCCAUCUGUACGUUUACAGUAAAAGCCAAGCUUUCUGCAGGAACAUCAACUAGAGUGCACACGUAUGCGAUUGCUGUUCAUCUGAACUUUAACAUUUGUGUUAGUUGGUGAAAUGAGCAUAAUCUGUGUAGUUUACUCAUAAUCCCUUCAAAUUAGGAAACAUUUAGAGGGAUGGGCAACAUAAAACAAAAGUUUUAUUUACGUCAAAAUGUUGUUUAUAUAAAAAAAAAUUCACUGAAGAAUUUAUUUUAUUGCCUUUCUUGGAAUGUUUGGGUUUCUGUUUGUUGCAGUCUGUAAAUUCACCACUAGAUGUCAGUAAAAUGCAAACACACACAAGCGUGAACACAUUAGUUUUUUUAGUUUGGCUGAGUGAACCGUCCCGAACUAUCCCCCUUUUUUCUUGGGAAACAACCUUUUUUCAUUUAAUUGCGUUUUUAUUCAGUGAGCUGUAGCUGUUUUUUGUACACAUGACCCCCCCCCCCCCCCCCCCCAAAUGGACUUCAAAUACUUUUUUGUUCAGAUGAAGAACUGAUGAACAUUUGAGGGUUCAAGCUCUUGUUUUAGGUAAAAAUCACAAGAAUCUCUUUCUGAGUUCAGGGUUUCUUGGGCGGACGUGUUGGGAGGCAAAUGUUUCUACUUUGUAAAAUGAAAAAUUGUGUAUUUACUGUUUGUUUAUAGUAGAUUUAUAUAUUAAAGAAAGGAGUAAAUUAUAU
Molecule: messenger RNA, 4807 nt
Organism: Nothobranchius furzeri (turquoise killifish)
Lineage: Eukaryota; Metazoa; Chordata; Actinopteri; Cyprinodontiformes; Nothobranchiidae
Source: RefSeq, a predicted model, not a curated record